Molecule: messenger RNA, 4523 nt
Organism: Notolabrus celidotus (New Zealand spotty)
Lineage: Eukaryota; Metazoa; Chordata; Actinopteri; Labriformes; Labridae
Gene: zfr
Product: zinc finger RNA binding protein
Exons: 20
Coding region: 97-3312 (1071 amino acids)
Cellular component (GO): precatalytic spliceosome
Molecular function (GO): double-stranded RNA binding; zinc ion binding; single-stranded RNA binding
Source: RefSeq, a predicted model, not a curated record
CUAACCGCGCAUGCGCAUACGCAGCUUUUCCGGGAACGACAUGAAAUAUCAGCAGACUGGUCUGCAGUACGGGCGUCGAUAGAACACACCAAACCAAUGAUUCCCAUAUGUCCAGUUGUCUCCUUCACCUAUGUGCCCGGCCGGCUCGGUGAAGAGGCCAAGAUGGCUACCGGCAACUACUUUGGAUUUACCCACGGUGCUGCUGCCCAGUACAGUCAGCAGCCAGCAGCUGGGGUAGCGUACACUCACCCCACCACAGUGGCCAGUUACACCGUGCAUCAGGCCCCGGUGGCGGCUCACACCGUGGCUGCGGCCUACGCUCCCACAGCGGCCACUGUAGCGGUGGCAAGGCCCGCGCCUGUUGCUGUGGCAGCUGCUGCUACUGCUGCUGCUUAUGGAGGAUACCAGCCGACGCACGCCGCCACCGACUACGGCUACGCUCAGCGGCAGCCUGAAGUCCCUCCACCGCCUCCACCGGUCACCUCACAGAACUACCAGGACACGUACUCGUAUGUCCGCUCCACAGCUCCUGCUGUGGCGUACGACAGUAAACAGUACUACCAGCAGCCCGUCGCCACAGCUGCUGUCGCUGCUGCACCGCAACCCAGUGUGGCAGAGUCCUACUACCAGCCAGCCCCUAAACCAGGCUACAGUCAGGGUGUCACAUCAUACACACAAAGCCAGCAGUCUCGACAGGUGACGGUGAUAAAGCCAGCUGCUCCCAGCCCGGCCUCCUCCACCUUCUCCAUCUACCCGGUGACCUCCACGGUCCAGCCUGUGGCGGCUGCUGCGUCUGUGGUCCCGUCUUACUCCCAGAGCCCCACAUACAGCACCAACGCGGUCACAUACUCGGGAACGUCGUACUCGGGCUACGAGGCAGCAGUUUACUCUGCGGCCUCCAGCUACUACCAGCAGCAGCAGCAGCAGAAACAGGCGGUGGCCGCUGUAGCAGCGACAGCGGCGUGGACCGGGAACACGUUCACAAAGAAACCCCCCUUCCAGAGUAAACAGCUCCGACCCAAACAGCCACCCAAACCCCCUCAGAUCCACUACUGUGACGUCUGCAAGAUCAGCUGUGCCGGCCCUCAGACUUAUAAGGAACAUCUGGAGGGUCAGAAGCACAAGAAGAAGGAGGCGGCUCUUAAAGUUUCUCAGAGCAGCACCAGCAGCGGGAGCAGUGGAGGAGUUCUGGCUCGAAAUGCUCAGAAUCAGCUCCGCUGUGAACUCUGUGACGUGUCCUGCACCGGUGCUGACGCCUACGCUGCACAUAUCCGAGGAGCCAAACACCAGAAGGUGGUGAAGCUUCACACCAAACUUGGAAAGCCCAUCCCCUCCACUGAGCCCAGCAUGGUCACUCAGACGUCGUCCUCCACCACAGCCGCCCCCAGUAAGACCACCACGGCUCCCCUGAACAGUUCCAGCACCUCCAGCUCUCUGUGUGGCUCCGCCUCCUCCGCCUCCAACUCGAACGCCCCCUGCUUGAAACCCGUCAACAUCGUCAGCAGUGGGGUGGGAGGAGUCAAGAACCCGUUAGCCAGCGGCUUGUCUGCUGCGAGCUCCGCCUCUGCUGGGAAGAAAAUCAGCACACCCAAGAUCAACUUUGUUGGAGGAAAUAAGCUACAGACCACAGUGAAGAUGGACGAGAGCAGAGCGGAGGCCAAAGUAGAGUCUUCUAAACCUGCGGUGCCCUCUUCAGGUCUCCAGGACUCAAAGUCUGAUACCUCAGAUUCUCUCUCCACGUCGGCCCUCGCUGCUCUGCAGAGCGACGUCCAACCUGUUGGUCACGACUACGUUGAAGAGGUCCGAAAUGAUGAAGGCAAAGUAAUCCGCUUCCACUGCAAGCUGUGUGAAUGUAGUUUCAACGACCCCAAUGCAAAGGAAAUGCACCUGAAGGGGAGAAGACAUCGCCUACAGUACAAAAAAAAAGUGAACCCAGAUCUGCAGGUGGAGGUCAAACCGAGCAUCCGAGCGAGGAAGAUUCAGGAAGAGAAGAUGAGAAAGCAGAUGCAGAAAGAGGAGUACUGGAGAAGAAGAGAGGAGGAGGAGCGCUGGAGGAUGGAGAUGCGGCGUUAUGAGGAGGACAUGUACUGGAGGCGUAUGGAGGAGGAGCACCACUGGGACGAUCGCCGCCGCCCAGAUGGAGGGUAUCCUCAGGGCCCUCCUGGUCUACUGGGAGUCCGGCCUGGCAUGCCUGGUCUGCAGCCUCAGGGUCCUGUGCCUCCACGUCGACCCGAUUCCUCCGAUGACCGAUACGUCAUGACCAAACAUGCUGCGAUCUAUCCCUCUGAAGACGAGCUCCAGUCCAUCCAGAAGAUCGUGUCCAUCACGGAACGAGCCCUCAAACUGGUCUCAGACAUAAUCACAGACCAGGACAAGGGGGGCAAAGAGGAGGACAAAGAGAAGAAGGAGCCUGCUAAAGACAAAUCUGAAAUGGCUCUGAAGGGGGUGAUGAGGGUCGGAGUCCUGGCCAAAGGUUUGCUGCUUCGUGGGGACAAGAAUGUAAACCUGGUGCUGCUGUGCUCUGAGAAACCCACCAAGAGCCUCCUGACCCGCAUCGUGGAGCACCUCCCCAAACAGCUAACAGUCGUAACACCAGAUAAAUAUGAGGUGAAGGGUUCCACCCAGGAGGCGGCCAUCAUUCUAACUUCCCCCACCGAGCCAAAGAUGCAAGUGACGAUCACGCUGACCUCGCCCAUCAUCAGAGAGGAGACCGGCCGGGACGGAGAUGUAACCUCGGGUAUGGUGAAAGACCCAGCGGACGUCUUGGACAGGCAAAAAUGCCUUGACGCUCUGGCUGCUCUGCGCCACGCUAAGUGGUUCCAGGCUAGAGCCAACGGACUUCAAUCCUGUGUGAUCAUCAUCCGCAUCCUGAGAGACCUCUGUCAGAGAGUCCCCACCUGGUCUCCCUUCCCAGGAUGGGCCAUGGAGCUGCUGGUAGAGAAGGCCAUCAGUAGUGCAUCUGCCCCCCUCAGCCCGGGUGACGCACUCAGACGGGUCUUUGAAUGUAUUUCAUCUGGAAUUUUACUCCCUGGUGGACCGGGGUUGAUGGAUCCCUGUGAAAAGAAGCCGGUGGAUACUCUGAUACCCAUGAGAGAGCAGCAGAGAGAGGACAUUACCUCAAGUGCCCAGUUUGCCCUGAGGCUGCUGGCGUUCCGUCAGAUCCAUAAAGUCCUGGGCAUGGACCCCCUGCCGCAGACCAACCCCCGCUUCAACGUCCGCAACAGCCGCAAGCGCCGCCGUGACAACAGCGACGGGACGGACAGCUUCGAGGGCGAGGGCAAAAAAGACAAGAAGGAUUAUGACAGUUUCUAAGCUCGUGUUCACUAAAUUAAAUUAAUCUGAGUCUAAAAAAAUACUAACAUGUUGUAAACACUGUCUCUGUGUGCUGGCUGAGCUCCAGUGAUGCUGUUUCUUUCUCCUCCUUUUUAAGCUCCAGAUGAACCACAGACAUGCCAGCUUGUGUUCUGUUUUAGUUUUAGACUCCUCAAGGCUGGGCUCCACUCCGACCUGACGUGUUGCUCACCGCUGCUGCUCCUCCUUUGAUUUUAAGUUGUUUUUAGAGGAAGACGGACCUCACAGGAUCAAAAACAGCAUCGUGGAACAGUAAAGAUUAAUGUUGAUGCCUUCGUUCAUCUGUAGAGCUGCAUCCCGAAGUGGACCGUGUUGUUUUUUCUUUUAUUAUGAAUAAUGUGCUUCAUGCAACGUGACGUGUGACGCUGUGGUCUUGUUCUGUAUCAACGCUAGGCUCCACUAAAGAUAAAAGACCUCUGAGGCAUCACACAAACAUUCAGAAGAAUUUUAACUGUGGUUAGACUUUUGUUUAGUAGUGAGGCUGUCGGCCUGCGUGUAGCUUCGUCUUUGUUUUCAUAUGAGUAUUUGUAUAAUCUUAGUAACAGACGCGUUGGUUUGCCCUGUUCUCCACGUAACGUCAUGGCUUUCCUGGUUAGCGAGGAAUUUUAUCGGCCUGCUUGCCCGUUCACUUGGUUAAGUGCUAGAUUAAGUUUAAUACUGGAAAAAAGAUCAAUAUCAUGAGGGGUGGUGAGGUACAGACGGGGAUCAAUUAAAGGGGAAACCAGCAGGUGACGCCACAGUGAGGGUUCAGAUUUGAUGUUUCAGUCACUAAAUAUCGACUGAACCUAAACCUCUCACAGACCGUCAGAUUCAGAGUCCUGUUCCUCGACUGUCAGACUAUCACGUGCACGAGGGCUCUGAUGCAGAUAAUUCAUCAUCACAUGAGCGUUUAUCUGAGCUCACCUAUCUGCAGACUCUCCUGUGGGACCUGAAGCCUGGUGUCCCUGCACCACUCCACCAAAUGUAAACCCAAGUUAGCAUCCACCAGUUCAUGGAAAAACUGGAGCUCCUCUUAUCACGUUGGGGUCCAGGUGUCAGGUUUCUCCUUUAAUUCGUGGCCGGUCUGUAUCUGCCUUUUCGUUGUGGGUCCUGUUGUGAAUGCUUGCUGUGCCCUGCUUUCUGCUUUCAAUAUUCCAGUAGAAGCAGAAUAAAAACAUUUCCACAUUUAAGAA